Phyllopteryx taeniolatus (common seadragon) is the source of this 1582-nucleotide messenger RNA. Its product is annotated as gap junction Cx32.7 protein-like. NCBI's taxonomy places the organism in Eukaryota, Metazoa, Chordata, Actinopteri, Syngnathiformes, Syngnathidae. The record is from RefSeq and is a predicted model, not a curated record. The coding region runs from base 186 to 1163 and encodes 325 amino acids. Gene Ontology annotation, biological process: cell communication. Gene Ontology annotation, cellular component: connexin complex. The transcript has 5 exons.
UUUGUUGCCGUGCGUAGGACGGAACCUUCCUGAUAAGACCCCUUCGGAACGAAACGACGAGACAACGCUCGACGCUCACUUUCCCCCACCGAGGCGCCGACUUUCCUCCUCGUCGUCUUCACCGUUGUCUUUGUGCUCUUCUUCAUCGUUUAGGGAUCGUGACGAGCGUCGUGCGAAAUGGGCGAAUGGGAUCUUCUGGGCCGCCUGCUGGACAAAGUGCAGUCGCACUCCACCGUCAUCGGGAAAGUCUGGCUCACGGUCCUCUUCGUCUUUCGUAUCCUGAUCCUGAGUACGGGUGCCGACAGGGUGUGGGGCGACGAGCAGUCGGACUUUGUGUGCAACACGCGGCAGCCGGGCUGCGAGAACGUGUGCUACGACCACGCUUUCCCCAUCUCGCACGUGCGCUUUUGGGCCCUGCAGAUCAUCGCCGUGGCAACGCCCAAACUGCUCUACCUGGGAUACGUCCUCCACGUCAUCCACGUCGAGAAGAAGCGUUUCAGCGACACUUCGUUGACCAAGUCUCAGUAUGGCGUGUGUGCGCUGCGCAGUUGAAGGAGCGCAUGCGGAAGCAGGCCGAGCUGGACGACCAGACCUUGUUGUUCCUGCAGCGCAGCUUCAAGAUGCCAAAGUACAUCAAAAGCAGCGGAAAGGUAAGCAUCCGUGGACGCCUCCUGCGUGCCUACGUGAUCCACCUGGUGGCCAAGAUCUUCCUGGAGCUGGCGUUCGUGGUUGGCCAGUACUUCCUGUACGGCUUGAAGUUGGAUGCCCGCUACGUGUGCUCGCGCUCGCCGUGCCCCCACCAGGUGGACUGCUUCCUGUCUCGGCCCACCGAGAAGUCGCUGAUCAUCUGGUUCAUGCUGGGGGCCGCCUCGCUUUCGCUGGCCUUGUGCGUGGUCGAGCUGCUCUACCUGUGCGUCAAGGCGGCCAAGGAGUGCGUGGCCCGGCGGCGAGACUACACCGUCACGCCUGUCACGCCCGUCACACCCGUCACGCCGGCGCCGCCCGCCGCCCAGAGGAAGGCGUACGUGGCGAGGGACGACCCCAUGAUGCAAAACGGCUACAACGUGGAGCUGGAGAUGCAGGGACGCAAGUUUGGCGUCGGUAGGGCCAAUGAGAUGGCAGGAAAAGGGUCGCCGGGUAGAACGGGGGAGGUGCAUAUCUGAACUGUAUGUGAGUGUGUGUGUGUGUGUGUGUGUGUGAGUGUGUGUGUGUGUGGGUGUGUGAUGUGCCCCUGUGCAAAAGUGCGGUGGAUGCUUGCGGAUUUGUACCGUAUCAUUUUUGAGGAGUCAUUUUGAUGCGAAAAAGCGAAAAAGUGCGGGUGCACCACCAUUCACCAGAAAGAGUGUGGGUGUGCGACACCACUGUGCAGAAUUGUAAGGGUUGUAGCAAGUUACCAACUGGUGCCGGUUUGAUAUUAGCUAAUAGCAGGAAAAGUGUGGGUGUCAAAGCAUUUCAGCAGAAUCUUUUGUUUUUAAAAAAACUUUCUCUGGAAAAAGCAUGGGUGAUGAUACACCUGCAUCCCUCAUGGGUGUGACAGCCCUCUGCAAAAGUCUGGGGGAAGUGCGGGGCGAGGGGGGGGGGG